Messenger RNA from Physcomitrium patens, 1371 nucleotides. RefSeq names its product NAD-dependent protein deacylase. Gene Ontology annotation, molecular function: histone deacetylase activity, NAD-dependent; protein-succinyllysine desuccinylase activity; protein-malonyllysine demalonylase activity. The record is from RefSeq and is a predicted model, not a curated record. Gene Ontology annotation, cellular component: nucleus. Lineage: Eukaryota; Viridiplantae; Streptophyta; Bryopsida; Funariales; Funariaceae.
ACUAUGUGGGGUUUUCCUUGCACAUACUAUUCUGGCUUAUUCUCCUUUAUGGAUGAGAAUUGGCUAAGCUCGGGAGAUGAACUGGUAGAUCAAAUGCUGUAUGCUUGUUCUCAAUCUUGUGUAUUUUAGCUGUUGUGUAUAUGGUUUGGUAAAGCCAUGGUGAAGUCGAUCGGCGUGGGCUUUGUAAUUUUGGGGUCCGAUCACAACAGACAAGACUCAUGAGUGACUCAGUAGAGGAGUUCAGUUCGGUCUUUCAACAUGCCAAGAAAGUUGUUGUGUUGACAGGAGCAGGAAUAUCAGCGGAAUCAGGCAUUCCAACUUUCCGUGGAGAAGGUGGCCUGUGGCGCGACUUCGAUGCUACAGAACUUGCUACCCCGGGUGCUUUCGCAGCAAAUCCCUCCCUAGUAUGGGAGUUUUAUCAUUAUCGUAGAACUAUCGUUGCUGGAGCUUCACCUAAUGCAGGCCACUACGCUGUAGCUGCAUUGCAGAGGAGAUGCAGACGCCUAGGGAAAGACUUCAUUCUCCUCACUCAGAACAUUGAUGGGCUCCAUGCCAAAGCUGGUAGCACCGAUGUGGUUGAGCUUCACGGCUCCUUGUGGGAGACUCGCUGUUGUCAUUGCAAGGCAGUGGAAGCGAAUAGGAACAUGCCCAUAUGUCCAGCUCUCGAUGGCAAGGGAGCACCAGACACUGUUCAUGAAGCCAAUAUCCCAUCAAUGCAAUUGCCUCGUUGUAAUAAGUGCAAUGGCUUACUGCGGCCUCGUGUUAUUUGGUUUGGAGAGUGUCUAGAGCGGGAUGUUUUGAGGCGUACCGAUGAUGCGCUGCAAGGAUGCGACUUGCUCUUGGUAGUUGGGACUUCGGCUGUGGUCUACCCUGCUGCAGGGUAUGCCCCCUUGGUAAAGUCACAGGGAGGGGUGGUUGCAGAAUUCAACACAGAAGAUACACCUAUCAGCUAUAAUUGCCGGUUCAAAUUUCAGGGACCCUCGUCAGUGAAGUUGCCUACGGCUCUUGGCAUUGGAGAAGAUGAGCUAGCUGAAAUGAAGGAGACUUAACGACUUAUAUCAGGAAAACAAUUCCUGGGUGUUCAUUGUCCUACUCGAGUGUUGUGAGACUUGCCUCCAUUUCCUCGCUCGUCGGAUCAUGGUCUGUAAUAGAUUCCUGAGAACGAUGCUUAUUGAUUGACCUGGUGAGGUUCCAAAACCUGGGCAGAUAUCAAAUUGAUGUAGUGUAUGACCCACAAUAUUGAAAAUGGUUCACUUUUGUACGAAAGCUUCCAAGUCGCAUCUCUAAAAACAAGCAGAGGUGCCACAAAAUGGAUUUCCAUGCUUCUUUACUGUCUCCCAUAUACAAAUCAACUUCAAUUACAGUUGUACA